This is a messenger RNA of Seriola aureovittata, 4141 nucleotides long. Its product is annotated as protein NLRC3-like. The record is from RefSeq and is a predicted model, not a curated record. Lineage: Eukaryota; Metazoa; Chordata; Actinopteri; Carangiformes; Carangidae. Gene Ontology annotation, molecular function: protein binding.
AUGAUUGAAGAGAACAUUAUCAUAUUUGUGAAGAAUGAGAUGAAGAGGCUCCUGACGGUUCUGAAUCCAAAUGACGAAAAAUGCUUAGGGAGGCAAGGGGACAAUGAAGAGGUGGUUGAUGGUGAGGAUGAAGAUCAGAGGAAGACCAGCAGAGAAGCCUUUCUGAAGAUAACUCUGAACUUCUUAAGGAAAUUUAAGCAGGAGGAGCUGGCUGAUUCUUUGCAGAGCAAAACCGAUCAUUCCAUGUGCCAUGAACUCAAAUCUAAUUUGAAAAAAAAAUUCCAACACGUGCUUGAGGGGAUUGGUAAAGCAGGAAACCCAACCCCUCUGAAUCAGAUCUACACAGAGCUCUACAUCACAGAGGGAGGGACUGCACAGGUCAAUGGUGAACAUGAGGUCAGACAGAUUGAAGCAGCAGCCAGGAAACCACACAGACCAGAAACAACCAUCAGACGAGAAGACAUCUUUAAAGCUUCCCCUGGAAGAGAUGGACCAAUCAGAACAGUGAUGACAAAGGGAGUGGCUGGCAUUGGGAAAACAGUCUUAACGCAGAAGUUCACUCUGGACUGGGCUGAAGACAAAGCUAACCGGGACAUACAGUUCACAUUUCCAUUCACCUUCAGAGAGCUGAAUGUGCUGAAAGAGAAGAAGUUCAGCUUGGUGGAACUUGUUCAUCACUUCUUUACUGAGACCAAAGAAGCAGGAAUCUGCAGGUUUGAACAGUUCCAGAUUGUGUUCAUCUUUGACGGUCUGGACGAGUGUCGACUUCCCCUGGACUUCCACAACACUGAGAUCCUGACUGAUGUCACAGAGUCCACCUCAGUGGACGUGCUGCUGACAAACCUCAUCAGGGGGAAACUGCUUCCCUCCGCUCGCCUCUGGAUAACCACACGACCUGCAGCAGCCAAUCAGAUCCCUCCGGAGUGUGUUGACAUGGUGACAGAGGUCAGAGGGUUCACUGACCCACAGAAGGAGGAGUAUUUCAGGAAGAGGUUCACAGAUGAGGAGCAUGCCAGCAGGAUCAUCCCCCACAUCAAGACAUCACGAAGCCUCCACAUCAUGUGCCGCAUCCCAAUCUUCUGCUGGAUCACUGCUACAGUUCUGGAUGAUGUGUUGAAAACCAGAGAAGAAGGACAGCUGCCUAAGACCCUGACUGAGCUGUACAUCCAUUUCCUGGUGGUUCAGACCAAAGUGAAGAACAUCAAGUAUGAUGGAGGAACUGAGACAGAUCCACACUGGAGUCCAGUGAACAGGGAGAUGAUUGAGUCUCUGGGAAAACUGGCUUUUGAGCAGCUGCAGAAAGGAAACCUGAUCUUCUAUGAAUCAGACCUGACAGAGUGUGGCAUUGAUAUCAGAGCAGCCUCAGUGUACUCGGGAGUGUUCACACAGAUCUUUAAAGAGGAGAGAGGCCUGUACCAGGAGAAGGUGUUCUGCUUCGUCCAUCUGAGCGUUCAGGAGUUUCUGGCUGCUCUUCAUGUCCAUCUGACCUUCAUCAACUCUGGAGUCAAUCUGCUGUCGGCACCACAAACAACUUUGACAUCGUCAACAUUAUUCACAGACCUAUCUUCGGCGAAACAGUUUUACCAGAUUGCUGUGGACAAGGCCUUACAAAGUCCAAAUGGACACCUGGAGUUGUUCACCCGCUUCCUCUUGGGUCUUUCACUGCAGACAAACCAGACACUCCUAUGUGGUCUGCUCACAAAGACAAGUAGUUCCACAGAAAAAAUUCAAGAGAGCAUCCAGUACAUCAAGAAGAAGAUUGAAGAGAAUCCAUCUCCAGAGAAAAGCAUCAACUUGUUCCACUGUCUGAAUGAGCUGAAAGACCAUUCUCUAGAGAAGGAGAUCCAGUGGUACCUGAGUUCAGAUGCUCUCUGCUCAGAUAAACUCUCUCCUGCUCAAUGGUCAACUCUGGUCUUCAUCUUACUGUCAUCAGAAAAAGAUCUGGAUGUUUUUGACCUGAAGAAAUACUCUGCUUCAGAAGAGGCUCUUCUGAGGCUGCUGCCAGUGAUCAAGGUCUCUAACAAAGCUCUGUUGAGUGGCUGUAACCUCUCAGAGAGAAGCUGUGAAGCUCUGUCCUCAGUUCUCAGCUCAGAGUCCUCUAGUCUGAGAGAGCUGGACAUGAGUAACAACAACCUAAACGAUUCAGGAGUGAAGCUGAUCUCUGCUGGACUGGAGAGUCCACAUUGCAAACUGGAAACUCUCAGGUCAGGAUUCUACAGUCUUGAAAACUACUUUAUAUCCUGUAAUAUUGGAGAAUAUUGUCAGACCAGUUGCACUACUUUAUAUUAUUUAAAUUUCUUUUUUAGUGCGUCUGCCGUUGAAUGUUAUAUAACCAGGAGCAAACUUCUGUCUGGCAGGCUGUCAGGCUGUCUGGUCACAGAGGAAGGCUGUGCUUCUCUGGCUUCAGCUCUGAGCUCCAACCCCUCCCACCUGAGAGAGCUGGACCUGAGAUACAAUCAUCCAGGAGACUCAGGAGUGAAACAGCUAACUGCCAGAGUGGAGGAUCCAGACUGUAGACUGGUCUCUCUCAGAGUUGACCACAGUGGAGUCUCCAGGCUGAAACCAGGUCUGAAGAAGUAUGCCUGUGAAGUUGCAGUGGACCCAAACACAGCCCACAGAAACCUCUUCUUAUCUGAUGACAACAGAAAGGUGACAUCGAUUAGAGAGGUUCAGCCAUAUCCAGAUCACCCAGACAGAUUUAACCACUGGAGACAGCUGCUGUGUGAAACGGGUAUGACUGGUCGCUGUUACUGGGAGGUCGAGUGGAAAGGAGAACUUCACAUAGCGGUGACAUACAAAGGAAUCAGAAGGAGAGGAGACUGUGCCGAGAGCAGGCUGGGAGGGAACGAUCAUUCCUGGAGUCUAAAAUGUUCUGAUGAUGGUUACUCUGUUUGUCACAGUGACAGAGAAACAGCCAUACGCCUUCCCUCCUACUCCUCUGACUCUGACAGAGUAGCAGUGUAUGUGGACUGUCCUGCUGGCACUCUCUCCUUCUACAGAGUGUGUUUUAACACGCCGAUCCACCUCCACACCUUCAACACCACAUUCACUGAACCUGUUUACCCCGCAUUUGGGUUUAGUUCCGAGUUACAGUUUAGGUCCUUUGGUAUAUCCAUGUGUAUUUGUCAGUUGUGAACGGGAGAGUCAGCUUCUGAAUUAGAGAGAGACACACUGCUUACUGGUUCAGUCUGUACAUACACACGCACAGAAAUCAAAUACUUCAAAAUGAUGUAUUCAACCAUCAGAAAUACUUUUUUACAAAAUCAUUCCUCCGUCUCUGCAUAAACAUCUCCCAGAUGUCUAAAGCUGUUAAACGAGGACCAAGAUAUAAUUAAUCUUAAAAACUAAAAAGGUUCCAGGAGCUAAACAUCGACUACAUGACAACUACAAGAUGAACCUUCGAUUCUGUCCUUGAGAAAUGGUUGAUCUUUUAAUACUGUACUAUAGAGUGAGUCUAACAAGAUUUCAGAUAAUUCUUAUUUUAUUUUGUGAAAUGAAUCCUACCUUUGUGAAAGCGUUUUAUGUUUGAAUCUUUGUUUGAGAAGAGUUGAUUGAUUCAACAUUAUUGUGAUCACAAAGGUUGCAGUUUAAGAACAAAUGACAUAGGUGCUAGUAAUGUGACACUGUAAGGAUUGAAACGAUUUUAAUACCUUUAGCUGAAUUUCUAUUAAACACUGUAUAUAUUAAGGGUCUCUGUAUCCUGCAUUUCUUUAUAACAAUGUUGUAAAAAGCUGCCUCCAGAAAUCAUUGUGGAUUUCAUUUCAUCUUUAAAAACCCUCAUGUUGUGCCCCAGUCUGGACUCUCGACGAAGGCUGUGUAACCACAAAGCAGAGAGUUCCACUUUUACAGUUUUAUAUAGUUCACAUUUUUAUUAUGUUUUUCUUUAUAGAUCCCAAUACAUAUUAUUAUGGAUCGCAAGUUUGUUGAUAACCAAUAUUGUUAAGUAGCAAAUUAAGUCUGAACUAUAAUGCUGGCCAGGGUGAAGUUACUGCAGAACACUUUCACAUCCAGCCUAUAGAGAUUAGAUUAUGGACAUUGUGAAAUAAUUCAGAAUGUGACUGGAUAUUAAUGUAUUAAAAACACUGGUAUACUGUACAUGCAUUAGAAAAACAUUUUUGUCUCUAAAUAAAGUCAAAGUACA